Molecule: messenger RNA, 2886 nt
Organism: Marchantia polymorpha subsp. ruderalis
Lineage: Eukaryota; Viridiplantae; Streptophyta; Marchantiopsida; Marchantiales; Marchantiaceae
Source: the annotation of a GenBank genome assembly
AAGGGGAGGACGACUGUGGGCGCUAGUCCUCGGGGGAUAAUGGCGAAUCGGAUCGCCCGGCGAUGAUGUGAGACGGGACGCGAGCGACCCCCGGAGGCUAUAUUCCACGCCUGAUUUGCGACUGCAGCAGCCCGCCCUGUCUCCGAGUUCUGAGGCGAGGUUCGGAAGGCGCUGCUGGUGCCCUGGCAGCGAAAGUUACUCUCUCUCGUUUAUUAGUCGCCAGCCGGUGCCUGACACAAUCGUCUCAAUUUCUCGCUCGUUGCCUCCCUCCCUUCCUCCCUCCCUCCCUUACUCCCUUCUUUUCUUUGAGUCUUCCUCUGCGACGCCCAUUAGCGUAGUCGAGCUAGCAGUAGUGUUUGCAUGUAGUUUUUUUUGUCACCGCCAUCGUGUUCUCGUUGAAUAGAACUCGCGACCGUAGCGAUGGACGCACAUCGGAUCUGUACGUUCCGGCGUUCGAUUCUGACAUACUUUUUUCUGUCCUUAGUCGUAGUUUGCCAUGCGCGUGUGCCUUCUUCCCCUUCUAUAACUGAGAAAGAUGAGGGCUUCAGUGAAGAAGGUUCGGGGUUGCGGUUGGUAUCGUCCUCUAGUUCUGAGAAUUCCUUCUGGCAGUCGAAAUGGGAGGCCAUCAAGUCUCCGUUCGUUGGCGCAGCCGAGUUGGAGGAGUGCGAGGAGAAUUAUGGCAUCUUCCCGUGCUCGACCACUGCGGGAGGAAAUUUGUUCCUCCUGUUAGUGUAUGGAUUCUGUCUGCUGAAGGCUGCCCAAUGCUUGUCCGAAGGAAGCGAGCUUUUGCUCACCGUAUUGAAUCCCGGUCUGAUUGGAGGCCUUCUCCUCCCCAUUCUUGGAGCCAUGCCCGAUGCCCUUCUCAUCCUCGUUUCCGGUUUGUCAGCAAGUCAGGAGGACGCGCAAGCUCAAGUCUUGGUGGGCAUGGGUUUGCUCGCUGGAUCUACAAUCAUGCUGCUUACACUUCUAUGGGGAAGCUCUCUCAUUUUAGGUCGCUGUGAUCUUGUCGAGGCAUACGGAGGAAGAGUGGUCGCAAAAGAUAGAACACUGACCAAAGGCUGGAGUCUAACAGAAACUGGAGUCACCACUGACCAGCAGACAAGGGUGUCAUCGUGGAUUAUGAUGGUAACAGUGUUGCCGUACUUGGUUGCGCAAUCUCCUGUUAUAUUUGGUUGGUCGGCGGAGGCAGGUCGCAUUGCCGUGCUAGUGGGUUGUGCAAUGUCUCUAAUUGGACUUGCAAGCUACUGCACAUAUCAGGUGGCUUUCCCUUGGAUUCAGCAACGAUGGAUAUAUAGGGCGAUGCAAAAAGUGCACCGAUCCCAUGUGUUACACAGAAUGUCUUCCUACGCGCAUAAAAACACACUGGGAAGUCUUCUUCAGGAAGAUGGAAGAACGCCUAACACGACUGUUUUGUACCGAUUGUUUGAUCAAUUCGACGUAAACAACGACCGACAUUUGUCCCGAGAAGAGGUUCGAGGUUUAAUCGUAGGUCUGGGUAUUGAAUCUGGUCUCGUCCCGAAUGAGGAGGUAGUGAAAGACUGGAUGAAGGAACUGGACAUUAAUGAGAAUGGAAAAAUGUCCCAGGAAGAGUUUGUAACUGGUAUGAAGAAGUGGAUCGCAAGUUUUAAUCUCCCCAGGGAGAAACCAAAGAGGGUCGUAAAAGCAAGCGAACCUUCAAGCGCCGAAACUGAAACCCCACAUUUGUUUUUUCAUAACCAAAGAGAGGAAGCUCAAAAUUCAUACGCAGCAUUGCUUAGCGACCAGCAUGAGGAAGAAGACGAAGAAGAGGAAGAGGGGUCGCACCCACCCACGAAGGGACAAAUUAUCUUCCAUGCCGUGCUCUAUUUAAUGGCUGGUGCCGCGAUUGCAGGAAUCAUGGCUGAUCCCCUGGUUGGAGCCAUUGGGAAUUUUUCCAAAACCACUGGCAUUUCGCCUUUCUUUAUUUCUUUCGUAGCAACCCCUAUGGCCACAAAUUCGAGCGAAGCAAUUUCAUCAUUGUUGUUCGCCUUGAAGAAGAAGAAGAAGAACAUAUCCAUGACCUAUUCUCAGAUUUAUGGAGGAGUGACCAUGAACAACACUAUGUGUCUCGCCAUCUUUUUGGCAGUUGUCUACUACAGAGGUUUGACAUGGGAUUUCUCCUCGGAGGUUUUAGUGAUUCUCGUGGCAACCGUCGUAAUUGGUGUUCUAGCUUCUGUGCGCGUCACCUUCCCUUUCUGGAUGGCUCUGAUCGCUCUGGCUCUAUAUCCUAUCUCAGUAGCAAUGGUAGCCAUUUUGGACUACGUUUAUGGAUGGCAAUGAGGUUGUCUUUUCUAGGAACGAGUUGAGUUUAAUGUAGAAAUAUAAAAAAAAUCAAAUCCUGUGUAUACGUACAUUCAGUUGGCAUAUCAAGUUUUUUGCUACCACGAUCACCAGAGUCAUCUACGCAGAGAACAUGUGUCUAGUUGCCCACUGGAUUACGGUGUACACCUUUCCGCUUAUUUGAAGUCAAUGCCGGUAUCGACACUCAAUUCUCUUUGUAUGAGGCAAAGUAGAAUUUUGUUACACUAAUAUUAAGUGAAUCCUUUACAUCAAAUCUGAAGGUGAGCAACCUUCGGUAGAAAGACAUAUCAACGAGAAAUCACGUGUCUCACCAUUUGGGGAUAUCUUUUUUUUCCAGUCCGAUUCCUUUGAAGCCGCAGUCGCAAUCCGCUGUAGUUCCACUCCCUCGUAGACAGACAUCUUAGAUAUGGUGUCUACCCAUAUGUUCCUUUGCAAGUGACACUCUUAUUUAUGGCUUGCGCUCCAGCGUUCCUCGGACCUACGGGAGGUUUCAAGAAGGCCUUAUCCCCUCCUUGUAGACUAAUCUGAAUGUUACAAACCGGUAUUCACGAGCAGCUGUCAAGGAUU